Molecule: messenger RNA, 4905 nt
Organism: Thunnus maccoyii (southern bluefin tuna)
Lineage: Eukaryota; Metazoa; Chordata; Actinopteri; Scombriformes; Scombridae
Exons: 7
Coding region: 66-2069 (667 amino acids)
Source: RefSeq, a predicted model, not a curated record
GCCUGAAUUGAGCGUCAUGUGACCUAGGAGCCGAGUAGAAGAAGGACCAAACGGCAACAACAAAUAUGGAGAUAUCUCCGUUCAGCUUUACACCGGAGAGAUACUGGACGGAAGAGAAAGAGAGGGCGCUCAUAGCGUUCUUCUCCAAGCACAGCUGUCUGUGGAACCACAAGUCAGAGAGCUAUAAGAACCGACAGCUGCGAUGGAAAACCCUGGAACACCUGCGGAUACUCCUGUCAGCUCACCCCCCACCUGUUCCUUUCACAGUGGAAGACAUUAAGAACAAGUUCAAGAACCUCCGUACCACCUUCCAGCGUCAGUACAAAAUGGUGAAGGCGAGCAAGGGGUGUGGGUCAAAUGACGUGUUCGUGCCGCAGUGGAAGCACUACCAGCAGCUGAUGUUCCUGCAGGGCUGCUGGGACAUGGAAGACGGCGUUGACGUCCCACCGCUGUCCCCGCUGAUCGUUCCACAGGAGGAGAGCCAGCCUGUCCUAACCUCCCCAGGACUGAUCAUCUCCUUCCUCCCCACCCCAUCCACCUCCUCCCCUUCCUGCACGUCUCCCUGCAUCCCCUCCAACAUGGUGGUUAAAUGUUACUGGACUGAUGAGAGGGAGCGUGCACUGAUAGCUUUUUACUCCGAGCACAGCUGUCUGUGGAACAAGAAGUCUGAAAACCACAACAACCGUCAGCUCAGACUGAAGCUGCUAGAGACUCUGAGGAGCCAGCUGUCUGACCACACAGUGUCUUUCUCAGUUGAAGAUAUAAAGUGCAAGUUCAAGAACCUUCGGACAGUUUUUAACCGUGAAUACAAGGCGGUCCAGGCCAGCAGGGCGUCUGACAAACUCUACGUGUCCAAAUGGAAACACUACCAGCAGCUGCUCUUCCUCUGCGAGUGCUGCGAUGAAGAAGACGGCCAGGACGACCUGCUGAUACUGAUGCCACAGGAAGACAAGGAUCUGGAACAUGGAAACCAAACGCCUUCAUCCACUCUUAGCAGCUUCUCCUCCAACUCCACCCAAACCAACAGCCUGAAGUUCAGCAACACCUCCAAUCCCUCCAGCGCCUGUCAGAGCGACGCCAAAACCAGCACCAACACCGCAUACCAAAUCUUCCUCGCUGCUUCUCCAGAUAAUCUCAAACUAGUGAGCCACACAGCUCCUUCCACACUCCCCGCCUCUCCGUCCGGUUCACCACUGGACGCCAAACCUUGUACGAACCCCUCCCCUCUAACUUUCUCUGUGCUCGGCCCGGUUCUGACAGAGAGCAGACUGAUCAGUGACUCCCGCUGCCACUGGAAUGAGGCCAAAGUUCAGCAGCUCAUUUCAUUUUACUCCGAGCACAGUUGUCUGUGGAACCACAAGUCAGAGAGCUACAGGAACAGACUGUUGAGACAGAGUCUGUUGGAGACACUGAGCAGCCUGCUGUCCAGCAAUGAGCCAGUCCCAUUCACAGUGGAAGACAUAAAGACAAAGUUCAGAAACCUGCGAACCAUCUUCCAACGUGAACACAAGGCGGUGAGCGCCAACAAAACAUGCGGCUCAGAGGACUUUUACCUUCCAAAGUGGAGACACUACCGUGAGCUGAUGUUCCUCUGCGACUCCUGCGACGAGGACGACCAGCCUGACAACCUCCACUUCCACCAACCUCAGGAGUCCAACCUCCUCCACCUGGAGAGCCAAGCCCCUCCCUCCUCCCUACACUACCAAGCCUCCGCCGCCGCCGCCGCCACCUACCAAACUGCUACCAUCACAUCACACAGCCUCCAAGCCCCGCCCUCACCUACUCCCCCAGACUCCCAGCUAUCCUCCCCCUCCUCCUCACCCUCCACAUCAUCCUCUCACACUGACAGCAGAUUGUCGGGACGCAAGCGAGCGAGCCGCCGGCCGCCGCACACCACCAGCGAGGUGCUGGACUUCAUGAGGACGUUCUGUCAAAGCCAGAUGGUGUCGCCGCAUGCCGGGUUCCUGAAAUACGUGGAGGAGUGUCUGAAUGAGACGCCGCCUGACAAAGUGAAGAAACUGAAGAAGAAGAUAAUUGAGACAAUCCACAGCGUGUCAGAGGAGGCGUAGUGUUUCACAGUUUGUGGAGUGUGAGUCUUAUUCUUUUAGCUUUGGCCAUCAUACACUACCAGACAAAAGUUUGAACUUCCUCAUACCUUUGAGUGAGAAAGUGUGUCUAAACUUUUGUCAGGUACUGUAUAUUAACAUGAACAUAUUCGCUGUCAUCUCAUUUGAAGCUACAGUUACAGGCUUGUUUAUCAUUUUGCUUGAAGAGUAACUUACAGUGACACCUGGCUGAAAAGCAGUGUCUUACUGUCCUCUUUAGUUGAAGGACUUGAGUGUGAAACGUUGUGGUCAGUGUUUCACCACUGAACACAACAACCGUCACUGAUGGGUAGGGUUGGACGCAUGCGUCAUCGCACUUUCAUCCACACCCAACAGUGACGUAAACAGGCAGGGUCCUUUGCUUAGGCGUUGCGCACUAUAUGGAUUUUAUGCGUCAUCACUGAACUCAGUCAACUUCAACUGAGUCCGUGACCGAUAAAUUUUCAACUAAUGAAAUCAUACCACAGCUUUUGCAGGAAGACUACAGCAUGACGGAUUGUUAACAGUCAGACGGGUCACCAGGUUUAUGGAUAGACAGAUCAAAAGAGCAGCACUUUUCAGCUACCUGGUCCACAUAUGGUGACAUAAAUCUACGCCUUCACAUCUGGGGGUGCUCACAGCUUGUGCUGCUGCUCAUGUGUGGAGAGCCUAAUUACUAGAAACGAUGGAUAAUAAAACACAGGUUUAAACAAAACUAAAAGUCUGUAAAGGGCUGCACUGGUCAUUACGCAUCAGAAAAUGACAUUUUUGGAAAAAUGGGCUCGGCUGUUCAUUUAUAGGAUAACGUAGACUCAGUUAGUUAGGCUCAGCUCUACAUUAAAUAUGUUUCCAUCCACCAGUUUUUACUCGCAUUUUCAAUUUAAAAGAAAAAAACCUGAGUGGAAUCUCUGCAUAUUCAAAAACAACUUGAAAUAUUGUUAAAAAGUGUAAUGAUUGGCCGAGGUGAAGAGAUGAAAAACAGUGGCAGGUGAAAACAUCAGAUCAGUGCGGAGCAGUGAGUGCUCUCUUCUGCAGCACUACCAACUUUUUCUGGAUGAACCAGUCACUAAUAAUCUCAUAACAGCAGCAGAUUUUCUGGAAAUUCAAUUAAACUUUUGGAAACGGCAUCUUCAGUCUGAAUUUUGUACUCUGUCAGCCUCUGCUGGACUUUCAGCUUAAUGUAACAUUGCAAGUUAGUAAGUUUUAAGUUUCGUCAUGCAUUAGUGAUGCUAAUGUAACUGCUCACUAAUGCUACAUAGCAUGUGUGACAUUCGCAUUUACCAUUAUUUCACAAAUUUAAUUUUCAGAUUUCACCAAGAAAUCUAACAUUAGCAGGUUAGCAUGCUUCACUACAUUCUAACACAUCAACUUGCCAAAUGUAGCACCUUAAUGCUAACAAUAGCAUGCUAACAUACAUAAGGUUUGCAUCUGUCAUAAGAUUUAGAGGCAUCCUGUCAUGAAGUGUUUGACAAAUGGACAUUUUGAUCAUGUCAUUCUGGGCCAUGUUGAGCUAACUGACAUGGAGGUAUUUUUUGUGUUGGUAUUGUUGUUGCUAACACUUCAUGAGCUUUCACAAAACAACAACAACCAAAACACAUGAAAAAGAUUUGAGAAAAAGAAGAAAAUCAAACUUCAUCUCACUCCCCUGUCCUCAGCAUAGAGUUUUAUCUGACUGUGCUGUUUUAACACCUGAAUGAUGAGAUUCAUCUCAAAAUGACACAUUCACCAUUUCAAAUAAUUCAAAUAAAUUCAUUUUUUUAGAUGCUUUAAUAUCAAGGGUUACAGUUGCACUUUAGAAUGAAACUGCUCGUGUUAACCUGGUUGUUGGGUUGGAAAUUUUCAUGUUUACUAAUUUAAUGUUCAGAUUUCACCAAGAAAUCUAAAUAUUGAGCACUUUGUGUUCUUUAUAAGAAAGGUGUCUGUUCAGAGCCAUUUAACCACAACACAAGUCAGCUGUCACUGUUUAAGAAAGGCACGAGACUGUGUCUGUUUACAGCUGCUGUCCAGCUCAGGACAAUAUGUUGUCUACCAGCCUUCACUUUAAGUCCUCAGUGUCCAGUUUACUGGUGAAUUAGAGACUUAAUUUUAAUGCCAAUGUGACAGUAUGUUGUCCAAACUUAAAGAAUUCAUACGUAUAAAAAUAUUUUGCCACUUUUGUUUUCUGAAGUGCUAAAUGAAAAAGAAAGGACGGUCAAACAAAUGUUCUUGUUGGUAAUUUACCUCUACCAUGUGUUUUUGCUUUAGUACUGCACUGUCAGCAAGAAGUGAUGACAGUCAGAUAAUGUAAAAAUGUGUCUACAGUUUAUGAAAUAUCCCUUUAAAUUAUUCAACAGGUAAUCAAAUGUUUGUUUUCAUUAUUUAACAUGUGAUGCUGUUAAAGGGCAAUUACAACAUUUAAAUACUAAAUAUCAGUCUGAAAAUGUUACAUUUAACCUUUUGUAUGAUUUCAUAGUUGUCAUCUUUUAAAAAAUCUAUGCAUGUAAAGAGUUCUAAAUUAUGUUGUAAAAUGUUAAACAUUUAAGUUUUAAAUUGAAUCUUUUGAAGCAAUAACGGUUCAUUUGGAGCACCAGCUAUGAUUGACAGGGUUUUUAAAAUGUUUUCAGAAUUGCACAUUUAUAUAAGAAUGAUUUAUAUCUUUUUGUUUGCACUUGUUUGUUUAAAUUUGACUGGGUGCCUUAUCAGAAUCACAGUAACUGCAUUUCCAGUAAAUGUGCAGGAAGUUGUCUUCCCAACUUCAAACUUAUAUAUUGUUAAAUUGAAUGUACAUUGUGAACAUAAAAUAUAUGUAAAAUGUACAUAUAAACAUAUGGACCGGCGUAAA